This is a messenger RNA of Protopolystoma xenopodis, 2043 nucleotides long. The record is from the annotation of a GenBank genome assembly. Lineage: Eukaryota; Metazoa; Platyhelminthes; Monogenea; Polystomatidea; Polystomatidae.
AUUCCGAACGAUAUUGGAAAUCAGACGGGAUCAACUGUUUCUUCGAGCCCAAUGGACCUAAUGGCUGGCUGGCUGGAGCUCGUGCAUUCCCCGAGCCAUCGGACAGUCACAACCUGCUCAAAAACUUCUUCCAUUGCUGUCCCCGCGCCCGUCUUCGAGACGUCUACUAUCAGCCGAGCCAUCAGAGAAAGAGAGCCUCUAACCCCUUCAUUUUCGGCCCAAAUCCUGCCAUCCGGGGGCUAUCCAUGCCCGUACCAGCCGAGCCGUGGCGCGCCACACACCGACAACAGAGUCCGACGCACAUGCGGUGUUGCCGAGGUCAAGCCCCGACCUCCGGCCACAGCUUAUUCGAUUGAAAGUCUUUUGGCCGGCAGCGAUUCGUCUUCGUCGUCGACUUCCGCGUCGGCUUCGUCGGCGUCUUCGUCUUCAGACAUCGAGCCGGAAGAGGCUGUCCGACCGGAGGACGUUGACAACGUCGUCGGCGUUAGUGGCGGUGGUACCUCGUCGAGUCUGCUCAAUCUGCCCUCGUCACCGUCGAUCGCAUCCUCUUCGGUGUCGCCGGAUGUUUCACCCAGCGCCAGAUCGCCCGAGGCGAAGCAGAGCCCCUUCGGAUUGGUCGGUGGGCAGACGACUCGAGCCGUCUCGUCUCGACCGGACUCUACACCGACUUCCGCGCGUCCACGACCCCUCAUCAACUGCCUGGCACCACCACCACCCCUCGAUCCCUUCACAGCGGGACUCGGCAGUCGUCUUUUGCCAGCCAGUUCUUCUUCUGGCCAGGCGACUCCUGAACUCACCAUCACAACCGCUCUCAUGACCAGCCUACUUCGGCAGUACACCCAACAACCGCACUUGUCGAGUCCGUCGAGUCCGUCGUCAUGUCGACGUCAGGCACCGGCAGACAUGGCUCAACGUACCGCCUUGAUUUGCGCGCUCGUCUCCGGUCUGAAUCAAUCACCGACAGUCUGGCCCCUGCCGAAGUAUUGCCCCGUCCCCGUCCAGUCGGACAAGGCGUCUACUCAUCUGCAUCCACCUCCCCCCCUCCUCGUCGACUUGCAAUAUGCUCCGCCCGGACCUCCUCAACUCUCCAGACGUCCUCCCCUACCGACAGAUAUCUCCGUCUCACUGCAACAACACAUCACAGACAUCACAGACCCUCGAACGCGCCAGAGGCAUGUCUACGAACAACCAGUCGCGAUGGCAUCCUAUGCCGUCUCUGAGGCGGUCGCUUCUGAGACGGGCUCACUUGCACCGCUCAUGUCCUCCCAACUCCGACCAAUGCCUUCUUUUAGCCCCUCGUCCCUACGACGACACGCAGUCUCGCCCGACAACUGUCACAUACAACCAAAUCCACCGGCUACUUGGGUUGACCGUUGCCCUGGCGACGGCCAAUCAGAAGAGGCCGUCCGCGGACUCUGGCAACUGGCAGCUGCUGCGGCGGCAGCAGCUGCUGCCGUGGCUGUGGUGACCAUUUCGCCCGGUUGUCAAGGCAACAAUAUGCCAACUACUGCCUACCUUCCCAAUCUCGGUUGUGACAUGGUGCCGUUGGCCACGUCGACGGAACCGAGCCAACUCGCGUCUCCACGUCCGUUGGUGCCGAUGAGCGGUCGACCGAGCGUGUCUUGUUCGAGCACACUUUUGGGCGACGAGGCUGUUGCCGGAAGUGGGGCACGCGGUAAGUCGACGAUGGCACGAUUUGCUUCCGGUUCGUCCUCCGGCCGGCUGGAUCAGUUCGAGGAGGAGUUCAAUUCAGUUGUGGGUCCCGAGUUGACCUCGACACUUUCGCCCUGUCUAACUGGUCUGCGUUGCGGUGGCAACAGUCUGGCCAGCCUACUUUUGAUGCCGAGUCCGCCAGGCUUGCGGGCGGCUACGCCUGCAACCUGUCCGAUGGGUGACCCAGUCGACGGCAGCCGCUUGGCACAAAACGUCAGUGCCACCGGUUGCUGUAGCCCUAGUGACAGACCACUCGAAGACACCCAAUUGCCGAUCGCCGAUCUCCCAGCCUCGCAUAUCACAGCUCGCCUCAGCCCAAACCUAAACAAG